Molecule: messenger RNA, 5022 nt
Organism: Priapulus caudatus
Lineage: Eukaryota; Metazoa; Priapulida; Priapulimorpha; Priapulimorphida; Priapulidae
Product: cilia- and flagella-associated protein 74-like
Source: RefSeq, a predicted model, not a curated record
AUUUUAUCCGUUGCUACGGACGCAGCGAGCGAACAACAUGCUGCAACAGACGACCGACAAAACCCACGCAAUGGAAAAUAAUACAGAAAGUAGGAUUCAGGCGAUUCUGUCUCUGAAGAAAAACAUUGAAGCCGGCAAGCAAAAAGCAACUCAUUUACUGAAGCCACUUAGUAAAGCAAUUCCAGAGUGUACAGAUAGUCCAGAAUUGGUUCUACAGAAAAAGCUGCAUGACCUGGAAAAGGAAAAACGUAUAUUUGAAAAGGAUCAGAAACGAAAGCAGCAAUACGUAUCUGCAAAGAUACUAGAAGAAGAAAAGGAGAUACAACGAAGGCAGAAACAACAACCCUACCUCUGGAGUGCAUCACAAAAUAAACCGAACUUGAACAAAUUGAAACCACUGAAGUUGAAACAAAGGCAACUACAAAAACUGAACAGGCUCAGCAAGGACUAUGAUGCUGCUGCUGAUGAUGCUGAUAAAUUUCAAGCCUGCUGGUCUUCUAAGGGUUUUAGUUCCUCAAGUGGUGAAGAGGAUGAGGAGGAUCCACUUCUGUCUGUGGAUAUACCAGGUCUGAAACGACACAUUGCAGAUGCAGAACCCACUUCUUUUCUUACUGAUGCUACUGGCGAUGAUGUAGAAGGCAAUUUGUUUCAACUCCCAUCCAAGAUGUUGAUGUCAGUCCAGCCUGUCGUGCCAGACCUUUGUGGAUCAAACCAGCCAGAAGCUGGUGUUGCUUCAACGAGAAUGCAAGCUCCUCCUGCAGGGAAGCUUAUACUGGAUGCCAGGUUGGAAUUGGCAGGCAAAGAACGAGCAUUUGCCUGUAAACCUUCCACUCUCUAUUUCAAAGAUUUUGAAAUUGGAAAAAGCUAUAAAAAGAAAGCUAUACUCACCAAUGUAUCCCAAAGCAGUGACUUCAUCAAGUUUUCUAACGUUAGUGAGAACUUGCAGGAAUUCCUUGAAAUAAGGUUCCCUGCCCCUGGACAAAUGUCUGCAGGUCUGCAUUGUGAGCUGACAGUGGUCUACACGCCUCUAGUGAACGCAGAUGUCGAUGGACAGAUAAAUAUGGCAUGCAAAAGGGGACUGUUUUCUAUUCCUGUCGUAUGCCAUAUAAAGAAAGCAAAGGCCAGUGUUGCUAGUGCAACACUUGACUUUGGAGAGACUGUGGUAGGAGAAGCCCUAACCAAGUGCUUGGAAAUCUCAAACACAGGAGCACUGCAAACUUCUUACACAGUCAAGCCCUUCAUUGUCACGGAGCUCGAAGCUGCAUCAACCAAAGAGAGCGCUACUGAUUUUGAUGGUGCCAAGAGACCGGACAAUGGCGAAGUCACUACACCAGACCAGUGCUCAGUCACCAUGAUUCGGACUGGCAGUGCAACAGAUGGCAGCACUGUUGGGUCAGAAGGGAACCAGUGCCAUCCUGAAACCAUUCAAAGUAGCACAAAUGCUGGCGGCGAAAAGCAACAGGCAGAGACAUCUGGUGAGGUUGAAAGCAAGCAGGCGUUGGUCACGUGUCUACAAGAAGAACCCCAUGCAGAGACACCUGGUGAGAACGAGGGGCAACAUGAACCGACGAUGGGACACGACGAUCCUGUUGUGUUCACGAUGGUUAAGGAGAAUGGAAUUGUUGGAGCAAGAUCCUCGGUUAGUGUACCCGUAACCUUCACCCCUCCGCAUGCAGGCAGGUUCAGCGUGCAGUAUCGCAUCGACUAUUCGGACAACGACUGUGCCCAGGUGACUGUAGCUAGCAACUGUGUACCAGUGGGUUUUCAGGGCAGCGGUGUAGAUAUUCCAGUCUCUGUGCACCCAAAGGUAUGUUUUGACAUGAACGAUCUGUGGUUCGUGGACGAGGUCGCGUGCACCAGGACAGAAACACAGCAACAAAAGGUACAGUUUGAUGUUCCACGGCAACUAAGAUCAAUGGAGGUACUGCCCGAAGAAUGAUUUGUGCAGGCGAAAUCUCAGCUGACUGCACUGAUCAGGUUUCUGCCAAGAGGUGGGAUUCUGCACAGCAGCAUGCCGUACUUUGAUGGUGACACAGGAGUUCUGCAAGCACCUGUCAAUAUCAGGGUUGGCAACCACACAAAACCUCUGGAUUGCUACAUCUAUGCCAUAGUCACUAGCUCUGAUCUGACAUUCAGCGAUUCCAGCAUAGAUUUUGGGCACUGUACUGUGUAUGAAACAGUCAUCAAAUGUAUUCAGGUAAAGAAUCCGUCGCUCGUGAGGCAAGAGCUGGGGUUUGUAAAGCUGCCAGCAUGCAUCGACGUGCAGCCUGGCGAUGGCUUCAUCUCCCUGCUGCCGCAGCAGACCGCCACACUGCAGUUGCUCUUCAGUCCAACGAGCGCCAAAAUGCACCACUUCCACAUCGUCUGCAAGACUACCUUCUCAAGAUGCUUCAAGAUUGAGUGUAGUGGUAUUGGUGUAGAGCCGCCACUGCGCCUCUCUCAUCAGGUGGUUGCCUUUGCACCUACCUGCCUGUAUAACACCACGACUACCACUCUACACAUAUCGUACCCACACCGCAAACACGCUUGCACUUCAAAACCUGAUCAAGGUGAUGCGCCGGCAGCCACCGGCGAGCGCGUGUCCUAUGGCUUUGCGAUGCCGGACGGAUGCCCCGUGUCGGUGCAGCCACGCACAGGAACCCUGGCACCUGGGGAGAGCCAAUGCCUCGCCCUACGCUUCAAGCCAACCCUGCACGACGAAUACAUACGCAAGUGUGCAGCCAGCAUGAUAGACAGCAGGCACGCAGAGGAGCACCUGCUCAGGAAGACACAGCUCUCUCCACAGACCUCCAAGCUUGAGAAGGAACCACAAAAGAAACACAAGAAGGGGAAGGAGUCGGCAGCAAGCAAGCGAGGUUCCGUGAGCCGCCAGCAAUCCAUGGCAAAGGUCCCCAGUCCAGACGAACCACCCUCUCCUGUGGCGCCCUUUAGCAUUGACGAAAACUCUGACGACUAUCGCGCCGCAAAGGAGUUCUUAAUGCGCCUCUUUGAUGGGUCUUUGGUGGACGUGUCCGUACCGUGUUUUCUAGCACGGGGCAGCGUGAUGGAUGCUGCGGGACUGCGACUCAUCGACACUAGCACGUUGUACGUGGAGCUGAGCUGUCCUGCGGUGAGACCGGAUCUUCUGCUGCUCCCACACGCUGGACACGUCGUGGACUUCGGCGCGGUGGCCGUGGGACGCCGCACCGUCCAACGCGCCAUCGUCGAGAACGUGUCUGAGUGCGAACUAACGCCGACCGCGACCCCGCUCGACCUCCACGGGCCCUUCUGGCUGCUGAACGCGCUCCGUCCGUUGCCACCGGCAACCGUCUCUACGCUCGUGAUCGAGUUUGCGCCGAAGUCGGCGCGGAGCUUCCUGGAAGUACUCCACGUUAAGGCCGGCGCAUCGAACAUUGCUGUGACGCUGCGGGGAGAAGCUGUCUUGCCCGUACUGGAACUAGAGAUAGAGGGCACUGGCGCAGCAGAGAUAGAGGGCGCCAAUGUGGUGGAGAUGGGCUGCACCCUCAUCGGUGAUACUGUGACGAAAACGUUUGCGGUCAAGAACGUCUCGUCCAUUCCGGUGCAGUAUAGCAUUGUGCAGGAUAGCAUGGUACAGGACAGUGACUUGCAGGGUGGAGUGGUGCAGCACAGCACAUUGCAGGUUAGCAAGAUACAGCAUAGCGAAGUGCAGGGUAGCGUGGUGCAGCAUAGCAAGGAGGAAACUAGCAUUGAGCAGCACAGUGAAUUGCAGGAUACCAAAGCACAUCAAUGCACAGUGCAGCAUAGCGUAGCUGGAGAAGAAACAGCAGAGCAUCCGACGACUCGCGGCUCCGUGUCGUCGCCGGGGUAUGUGAUGAUGCUGCGCAGCUGUCAGCCUGUGUUCUCCUGCUCCCCAGCAGCCGGCACGCUGCAGCCGGGCGCCGUGGCAACCAUCACCACGACGUUCCACCCUGACCGCGCCUGCAGCGCCGCACUCGACGAUAUUGCGCGCAUUGUGAUGUUCGGAAAACAAGAGGCACAUGUUGUGCGGCUGCACGGGUCGGCCGCCGAACAUGCGAUGUACGUCCGUGGGGGCGCCACUUUUCCAGCGGCGGGCAAAGAUGCGCUGAUGAUCACAGCACCGCUCUCGGACGUCGUUGAAAAGACCAUCCUGCUACACCUCAAGACACGGGCUGGUAGUUGCUUGCCUGUUACCGCCCGGCUGUAUGUCGGCGUUGUACAGCCGACGUCAGGCGUGCAGAAGAAGAAUGGAGAAUUCCAGGUUGACGGUACAGCACCGGCGAGCGAGUGUGGGUUCGUAAUCGAACCCACAAAGGCACAGGUGGAUGCGGGGACAGAGAGGGAGGUGUUGGUUACAUGGAAGCCUUCCAAUGGUGAACAUAUGGAAGAUGAGGGCCAAGUUAUACGGAGCGAGGUUAGCGUGACUCUUAAAGGCGACGUACAAGAACAAUAUAGGUUGCUGCUGCAGGUGGCGUUUACUACGUAAACGCUUCGGAAAAGAAUAGCUUAUUGCUGCAAGUUGUCUAGUUGUGUUUGCCAUUUAUUUGAAAUGCUGAUGUCUGAUGAACGACCAAAUAUAUUUGGGAAGAAAAUUAUCUUAACAAAACGAAUGUGAACGGUGUCCACAAGUUUUUAAACAUCUAAUGUUUUCCACUGAAUAUUAACUGUCAAACAUUUUACCCUUUUCUCACAGCCUUCUUUCAAUUGCCACUUAUUUUUUGUUCCCACUGCAGUGAUAAUGGCUACCAUUUCUUAUAGAAAAGAUUUUGAAUAGAACAUUUUUAUCAUAAUGGCACAAGUACCACUCCUUUAUUUGUCAUAAUUAACCUGAUUGGCAGAGAAUGUUACAUAGAUAGGCUUUUGUGCAAAACUAUUAAACAGUGGAAUGUGGUAUUGCAGUUAUUAACCAAAAGUGAAUGCAGGACAUUAAAACAUUGAAACUAUCAGUAGUGACAAAACCUAACACGUUGAAUGCUCCUUAUUUCACGUGGUGUACUGAGAACUGUAAGUCACAUAAAAAGGUUCUUUUUGUUUUCCACACAA